Messenger RNA from Haliotis rufescens (red abalone), 4704 nucleotides. Its product is annotated as fibrinogen-like protein 1. The transcript has 3 exons. Bases 395 to 1480 code for a protein of 361 amino acids. The record is from RefSeq and is a predicted model, not a curated record. NCBI's taxonomy places the organism in Eukaryota, Metazoa, Mollusca, Gastropoda, Lepetellida, Haliotidae.
AGCAGUGUUAUGACGAGUUGGAUGUUAUAAAUACCAGAGUACAUGUACGAGUGAUUCUUAGCUUUUCUCUAUUAGCUCAGAUCAGAAAACACACGCAGUUGAGGAGGACGACGCCAACAAUUGAGGGGAAAAGGAAAGAGGGUGCGUCAGUAAUGAUGGAUUCAAUUGCGUUGGAGAAGCGAUGUUAAGCAUAUUGUCUGCAUCGAUCUUUUUUAAAACCAAUGUUUGUGACGAGUUGGAUGUUAUAAAUACCAGAGUACAUGUGCGAAUGAUUCUUAAGCUUUGCUCAAUUUUGCUCAGAUCAGAAAACACACGCAGUUGAGGAGGACGACGCCAGUAGUUGAGGAGGAAGACGCCAACAGUUGAGGGGGAAAGAAAAAAGGGUGCGUCAGUAAUGAUGGAUUCAAUUGCACAGAUCAGAUAUCAAGUUGGCUCACGUGUGCCCGUUAUUGUGGUUUUGGUAUCAAUUAUUGCUUGUUCCUGUUCGAGUGAGUUUCAAGGGGAACUUUUCACAGCAAUGCCCGAGUGUUCUGAAGGUGCUAUUCUUCCGGUGACUCCUGUCAACUCUGAUUUUGUGUCAUCUCGCGGUCAAUGUUUGGCAAACUGUCUUGGAGAUUCCACAUGCAUGUCCGUCAACCUCUGUGAAGAUUCUCAGAGUGGACAGGUGUGUCACAGACUACCCGAGACGUCAAACGGGUCGUGUUCCGAUCUUCAGUCGGCCGUUGGGUGUGUCUUUUUGGAGCCGGUGAAUGUGUGCCAGCACGGUGGAAGGUUCAAUGACUCCAUGUCUAAGUGUGACUGUUAUGAUGACUUCACAGGAACCUACUGUGAGAGGCGAUACAGAGACUGUUCGGAAGCUUAUGCUGGAGGGUUGAGAGGGGUAGGGAAUUCCUAUCGUAACAUCCCCAUCCGGCCACUCCUGGCUCCCCGAGAAUACCAGGUGGAAUGUUAUCUUGCCAGCAAAGGAUGGAGUGUGGUUGGGAGCCGAGGAACUAACUGUCAGGAAGACUACAACAAAACCUGGUCUGAGUACAAGAAUGGCUGGGGCACCUCGUGUUCUGUUUGGCUAGGACUUGAAGCUAUUCACUACAUUACCAACCAGGCGACAUGCCAACUGUAUGUAAUGGUAAAUGAUAAUCUAGGGUUUUACUACCGGAGCUUCAGGCUUGACGAUGAAGCAAAUAGUUACACGCUCACCUACACCACUACGUAUUCGCAUGCGACGAAACACACAGGGAAUGGGUUUGAGUAUGGAGAACCCAACAAGAGCAUGAAAGGUGAGAAAUUCGCCACGUGGGAUCAUCCCGACUCCUCAGGAUGCGCUUUGAGUGAUGGGACAGGGUGGUGGUACGGGACUGUCUGCCCCGAUACCAAUCUCCACAAGAACUUCACUACGAGCGCAGUGCAAUGGCCGGAUGAUGGUGAUGUCUUACAUACAGUGAUGAACCACAAAUUAUGGAUAAAAGUGUCCUGGCCAUAGCAGUGUCAACAGCAGGCUGCAGAAAACCAUAUAAACCGUAUUCCUGUUCUAUUUUUAGAUUUUAGGGUCUAGGGAAAAACAUGUUAAAUAGUCUUACAAAGUACAUAUUUACACCAAAGAAAAAAUUCAUAUGUGAUUUCAUUGUUAUGUGAAAAGCAACAACUAAUUGCCCUGAUCCCACAAUUAUCGCGUAUGCAUAUUGAAAUCCCAGCCAGAGCCAGUGCUGUAACUGUGACGUCACAGUGGACAAACGACCAUGCACAUUGAUCAAAAUACAUGCUCAUGUUAUAUUAUAUUUGGCACAAGUUUGGUGUACUUAGAUUAACAUGUUCUGUUCAUGGUCUUGCGUACUUGAAACCAUUGUCUGAUUCUACAGGAGAGGACUCUCUCGUUUUUGUUCACAAAACAUUCAGGAUGAACAUUUCUCCAUUUUCUACUACUCCCUCCUCCCCUGAAUCCCGAAUACCAUCUCAUUUUUCACUCAUUUCUCCCAUGAAACCAGAAUACUACUCAACACAAAUCUCAAAAGCAUUGAGAUAAGAUUUACAAUUACAGACUCAUGAUUACAAUUACUGAAAAAGUAAAAUGAAUAUAUAAAGGAAAUUUUUGCGUACACCAUUAAGUUUAUAAAUAUGGAUCUGCAUACCAAAUACGAUUUUAUACGAGUCCCAAGUACCACAUCGCUGAGUACCGAAUACCAUCCAAAUAGACCUCUAAAUGCCACAUACAAAAAGGGGGUUGGCAGCCUCAUUUUUGAGAUUUGAAGUGGAGAAUCUUCUGUGUGCACAGUAUCUGUAAGCCCUUAAUUUAAUUGAGUCUUCAUUUAAGAAAAAGAGAGUAUAUGAAACACGUUAAUACUCACCACCACAUAUGUUAUGUACACCUGUUUUGAAUGAAAACAGGACAGAUGAUAUUAAUGAAGUUAUCAUACCCCCCAUGUGAGAAUAAUGAGAUCUGAUUGGUCCACGUGAUAUUGUUAAAAUACAAUAUAUCCAGCCUUGGAGGGAAAUACAUUUCGCAGCGGCGGAAAAAAAUCUCUUAUUAUCCACAGAAAGCAAGUCAGGCUGCACGUGGAUUUAUGGAGGCAGAAUAAAUCCCUUAUACCCUGCUUCGUAGGGAAAGAGACCACACUUUUUCCUAGUCAAUGGAAGUCACGUGACAUAGCACGAGUUAACCUCAACUCAAUCGAACACCAGUUUUGUAUCAAUUUUGAAUUUGUUUUAAUUCUUUUACAAUGUCAUCAUGUCGGUACGAUACGUUGUAGCAGGAUCACUCUGUACCCAUUGGGUUUUAUGCGUCCCGAAUUAGGUUUUAUGCCACUCGACUCUGACUCCUGGUAUAAAACCUUACCAGCGACGCAUGAAAUGUCUUUGUCAUGAAAAAUAAAAAAAGUAUCAUGUAACUGCCUCCGGAAUGAUUUUUCAUGUCAAUGUGAAAAGAAAUUAUUUGUGUGUCACUGUUAUUUGAUGUAUGCUUAUUAUCGAUUAUUAAUAAUAAGUUUUUUUCAAAUGUUCCCUCGGUCAGGAGGGAAGUUGUAACUGGUUGUGGAUUUCAAAAGGAGGUUUGUUGGAGGAUGGCGGUGGCUUUAUGCCCUGAAUCCCGCCUCUGGAUCCAUCAUCGACGAUUAUUUCAGUCAUUUUCUGUCUAAUUCUGGGAUAAGUUAUUGGUUGACAAAAAAACAAACUAUUUUAAGUUAGAAAAGCGUGAAUUUGGUGUUCAUUUUUGUGAUUAAUGAUUAUUGGACAGGUAGUUUUAGUUUGAUGUCAGUUUUAAUUCAUUUAUUUGUUGUUAAAUAAAUUUAUAUCAUUCUUCGUUUGUUUCUCUCUCUAAUAUAGGGAAGUCCAUGAUAUAAUCAUGGAUUAGUUUUUGACAAGAUGAGUAGUCACUGUGCAUGGUAGUAAGGUAAAUGCCUGCCACUAACAUCCCUCUUUUGAUCAAUGAAGUACAUAUCAUUAUAACAGUUUACACUGCAGUAUCAACUGAACUAACCAUCACUAGACAGUAUUGAAAAUAAAUUUAGCCAAAAAUAGCCCUGUCCUUGUUGUCAAGACUAUUUUGGUUCAUAUCGUUAUGGACUAAUAUGUGUAGGUCAUUGAGCGAAAAUCUUACGUUUUCAUCAGUGGCAUUGUCAGGUGAUGCCAUGGCGAACGCCAGUAAACUACCAAACACUUCUGACCUUUUUCACACUUCACUACUUCCGGUUUGAAAUCGAGGCUUGAAGAGCAGAAGGUAGAAGUAUUGAGUAUCGUAAGUAUUGAACAUUAUUUAUAUUCUUAUCAUUGACAAAGAAUAUUCUUCUGUUAUCUGGUCUCCUCACUGAUUUAAAGUAAGCAAGUGAGUCAAGUGAAUUUAAAAUAUCCAUGUCCAUCUGGUAACUUCCAGUACAGUUUAUAGUUGCAGAACAAAUCCCAAGAGCAUCGUGUAAAGAAUAAUUCGAUGUUUACACACCAUAACCCAAACUAUUUACUUAUUUGCUUAGUCAAGGUGUGAGUUUGCGACUUGUGUUUGAAGUCUAGGUCUUUGGAGAGUACAAAAAUAUUGACCUUUGACAAUAUCCAGAUAGAUGUCAGAAACUAACCAAAUUAAUAUGUUGGUUUUUCUUAUUGUAACCUAUUAAGAAUUUACAAUUAUAAACAAAAUAUAAAGUGUAUUGGACUCAAAUACAUUCUAAUGAAAUAUUAGAUCUCUAGAUUUACAAGUGGUGCUGUGAUAUUUCAAAUUCAUAAAAAGAGAUUGAGAUUCCUGUAAACAGAGAAAACUAACGAAUGUUGUGAAAUUCCCAUGGGUAUUACAAUCAUAACUCCCUUUUUUAAAUUGUGAAAUCCAUUUGGUUUCACGUACACAAACAUGUUUUGAAACUUAGGAAACAAACGAAUUUAUUUUGUGCGAGCAAAUGCCAUGUAAUGUAUAAUUGAUUAUUGAUCAAAUUAAUUUAUAUAUCAGAUGAUGGUUGUGCUUACUGUAUCAGGGUGCAGUAAUUAUAUUGUAAUGAUGUAAUAUUUGGCUAUUGUUACCAAUCUUUAGAACUUAAGUUUAUUUUAAUCAAGUCAAUUGGUGUGAUAACUUUUAUAAUUUUGACAAUUUAAUCAAGACGAGAAAUAAAAAUACAUAGAGGAAUUUUGUUCUCCUUGUCAAUGACGUUGAUAGCAUGUACAUGUAUUUAUGCAGAGCCACAAGUCAAAAUAUCAACUUUCGUUAAAUACAAAAUGAGAUAAACAUUUUGU